UGUGGUUGACCAAUAUAAACAGGGCACCACCGCCAUGGAAAUAUCAUACGAGGUAUGUCAAGCACAGAGAACUCAAGCAAAAAAUCUGACGAUUUCCAACAAGUUCCAGGACUGAUGGAUGCUGGAGGAAGCUUGGGAGGAGGAAUGAACGGUAUGGGAGGCGGCAUGGGUGGAACAGGUGACCUCAGCAUGGGCUUUGGCGCAGGGGCCACCUCGAUUGGUGAGGGUGGUGGAGCCACCAUGGAAGGUAUGCCAUCACUAAUGGGUGGGCCCAUGCAAAUGCCAGGUGGAGGUAUGGCUGGACCAGCGGCUUCAAUGCAAGGCAUGGAGGGAGGACCAAUGCCGAUGCCCAUGGGAGGAGCUGGAGGCCCAUCGGAAGGUGGACUGAUGUCUAAGCAGUUUAUCGAAGGAGGAGAAGGAGGCAUGGGAGGUGGCAUGCACGCAAUGCCAAGCAUGGCCGGAAUGGGCGGUAUGGGAGGAAUGGGUGGCAUGGGAGGCAUGACCUCGAUGGGAGGAAUGGGUGGCAUGGGCGGAAUGGGAGGCCUUGGAGGCAUGGGCGGUGGAAUCGCUGGAAUGAACAUGGAAGGAGGGAUGCCUAACAUGGGAGGAAUGGAGAAUGCUGGUGGUGCAGCCAUGUUUGGCGGAGCUCAGGAAAUAGGAGGCCAGAUGGGAAGCCCCAUGGGUGGUCCUAUGCAAAAUGCUCUUCAAGGAGCCAUCGGUGGAGGAAUGCCAGGAGGGGCACAGAAACGCACAAAGAUGGGAAAAGUACACAAGUUACUGAGUAAACUUAGCAAGAGGAAGGAAAUCAAGAAACACCACCACAAACACUGAGUAAAAUGAACAAUGACCGACCACAAUAGUAUUGGCACAUUGACCUGUAUGAUUUUAAAAUAGGGUAUCCCAGUGGACAUACCCUUAAGCAUUUGAGGUCGUGGAUUUCACCUGGUCCUUAAAGGAUUGGAGUAACAUAGCAUGAUGAUUCUAGUCAUUCCCAAAGAUUAUUGACAGAACAUUUUCAAAUGCAGCUCUUUUCAAUUUUAGUUCGUUCAGCUGUGAUUGGAGACUGUUGUCCUUGAUCAUCGCGUCAGUGAAAAAUGUCUUAUUAUUUUUUACAGAAUACUAGAAAAAGUUUCAGCAGCUCAUAUGUGAGUGUUGUAUUAAUAUGAACUGCCUCUGAGCAUAAAAUAAUAGAAAAAUAA
This is a messenger RNA of Orbicella faveolata, 1199 nucleotides long. RefSeq lists its product as uncharacterized. Lineage: Eukaryota; Metazoa; Cnidaria; Anthozoa; Scleractinia; Merulinidae. The record is from RefSeq and is a predicted model, not a curated record.